This is a messenger RNA of Megalopta genalis, 2686 nucleotides long. NCBI's taxonomy places the organism in Eukaryota, Metazoa, Arthropoda, Insecta, Hymenoptera, Halictidae. The record is from RefSeq and is a predicted model, not a curated record.
AUGAUACAUAAAAUCUAUGCUUACAUAUUAAAUUAGAAACAAACAUUCUUCAAGUAUUUCCCGCCAAUUCCACCGUAUACGUGUGUGUAGUUAGAAUAUCUUACAUUUACGUUAAAAAUUUGUAGAAAUUAACUGUGGAAAAUGGAAGGAUUUGACGAUCCAGGAAUAUUCUUUUCCGAUAAUUUUUCGGUAGGCGACACUAAUAAAGCACAAUCGCAAACUAAUCUCCAAUUUUAUAAAAAGAAGUUCAUGGAAUUUAUCAGACAAUUUCACGAAGGAAAUUUCAAUUAUAAAUACAGAGACACUUUAAAGCGGAAUUACAAUCUUGGCCAGUAUUGGGUGGAAGUUAAUUUGGAGGAUUUGGCAGCUUUUGAUGAAUCUUUAGCUGAAAAAGUUCAUAAACAUCCAACAGAAUAUUUGCCAAUUUUGGAGGAAGCUGCAAAAGAUUUGGCCGAUGAACUUACUGCCCCGAGACCGGAAGGGGAAGAGAAGGUCGAGGACAUCCAACUGCUAUUGUCUUCGGAUGCGCAUCCAAGUUCCUUGAGGGGCAUGAAGCCUGAUGCAGUUUCUAAGCUGAUCAAAAUAUCUGGCAUUGUUAUUUCUGCAUCUGGAAUUAGAGCUAAAGCCACAAAGAUUGCUAUACAAUGUCGUUCUUGUCGAAGCAUGCAGGGCAAUAUUUCCAUUAAACCUGGUUUAGAGGGAUAUGUUUUACCCAGGAAAUGUACAACAGAACAAGCAGGUCGACCAAAAUGCCCAUUGGAUCCAUUCUUCAUAAUGCCAGACAAGUGUCAUUGCGUUGAUUUCCAAGUUCUUAAAUUGCAAGAGCUACCAGAUCAUAUUCCACAGGGUGAAAUUCCACGCCAUUUGCAAUUGUAUUGCGACCGCUAUUUAUGCGAUAGAGUUGUACCAGGCAAUAGAGUUCUUAUUUUGGGAAUAUAUUCUAUCAAGAAGGUUACUAGAACCGGUGGUAGAGGUGCAGGAAAAGAGAAGGCAUUGGUUGGUGUCCGGGCUCCAUAUAUAAGAGUUAUAGGAAUUUCUGUAGAUGGAGAAAAUGUAGGCAGUGGUACCCAACCAAGUGUUACAAACGAGGAAGAAGAUUUAUUUAGGCGUAUAGCAGCAGAUUCAAAUAUAUAUGAAAGGAUUGCAAAGAGUAUAGCUCCGAGUAUCUUUGGUGCACUGGAUAUGAAGAAAGCAAUAGCGUGUUUAUUAUUUGGAGGAGCCAGGAAAAGAAUGCCCGAUGGUCUCUGCAGAAGAGGAGACAUCAAUAUUUUAAUGUUAGGUGAUCCUGGUACAGCCAAAUCGCAAUUGCUAAAAUUUGUCGAGAGGGUCGCACCCGUUGCAGUUUACACAUCAGGAAAAGGAAGCUCGGCUGCUGGUUUAACAGCGUCAGUUUUAAGAGAUCCAGUUACGAGAAAUUUUGUUAUGGAAGGAGGUGCUAUGGUUCUCGCGGAUGGCGGUGUCGUUUGCAUAGAUGAAUUUGAUAAAAUGAAAGAGGAUGACAGAGUUGCGAUACAUGAAGCUAUGGAACAACAAACAAUAUCAAUCGCGAAAGCAGGAAUUACUACAACAUUAAAUACUCGGUGUUCCGUUCUGGCUGCAGCGAAUUCCAUAUUUGGUCGUUGGGACGAUAUAAAGGGAGAAGAGAAUAUAGAUUUCAUGCCAACUAUAUUGUCACGUUUUGAUAUGAUAUUUAUUGUUAAAGACGAGCACGAGCAAAAUAGAGACGUAACAAUGGCGAAACACGUGAUGAGUCUUCAUACUAAUGCUAAUCAAGUUACAGAACAGUUUGCGGAAGGGGAGUUGCCGCUGCAUAUAUUGAAAAAAUAUAUUCACUACUGCAGAACACGCUGUGGUCCGAGGCUUAGUAAAGAAGCAGGAGAGAAACUGAAGAAUCGUUAUGUAGUAAUGCGAGCUAGCACGAGAGAACACGAAAAGGAUACUGAGAAGAGACUAUCUAUCCCCAUAACAGUACGUCAGUUGGAAGCUGUUAUAAGAAUUUCAGAAUCGCUGGCAAAAAUGCAGUUAAAGGCCUUUGCCACCGAAGUCCAUGUCAACGAAGCUCUGAGACUGUUUCAAAUCUCAACUUUGGAUGCUGCAAUGUCUGGAUCGCUAGCUGGAGCGGAAGGAUUUACCUCGGACGAAGAUCAUGAGAUGUUAUCUCGCAUCGAGAAACAACUGAAACGUAGAUUUCCUGUUGGGAAUCAAGUGUCUGAGCAGAACGUCGUCAAAGAUUUUGUAAAGCAAGCAUAUCCGGAACGUGCUGUUUAUAAAGUGAUACACACGAUGAUACGUCGUGGAGAACUUCAGCAUCGUAUGCAACGUAAAAUGUUGUAUAGGCUGCAUUGAAAUGUAAUGACGUUUUUUUCUUUUUUUGUUAUUUCAUGUACCGUAUAUUCUUAUUUUAUUAUAAUGACAUUGUGCAUUUAUGCGUUAUUACGUAUUUCCCAUUUUGUACUGUAUUUCGUCAGAUUGCAAUGUAUAAUUAUACAUAAAUAUAAAGAGACACUACAUACGUUUCUUUUCAGUUACGAUGCCAGUUCAUCUUUGAAUGGAUAUUGCGGAUGUUUCUCAACUCUGAAAGGAUCAAGUUAGAAAACAUAAUAUUACUAUGCUUUUGUGACGAAUAAGAUGUAUUUUAUAAAAGACUCACCCGUUAAAGAAUAAGAAGUUGAAAAUUCUUCCACGA